GCGGAGCGUAGGGGAGGGGACCUGAGAGGAGCGAGAGGAGGGGACGAGCAGAGGGGAGGGGAGACCCGCCGCCUCCCUCCCUCUCUCGCUGACUCGCUCCCUCCCGGGCUGCGGCUGCUGCAACGGGGCGGCGGUGGCGGCAGCAGCGGGAGCAGUCUAGAAGCCGGCGUCGAGGACUGCUGCUGUCUCUGCUGCUCCAUCCACUCCAUUGAGGUCCUCUCCUCUCUCCCCUCUCAAGAUGGCAGCCAGCAGCUCUGAGGUCUCGGAGAUGAAGGUGAUAGAAGAGGGUCCCCAAACCCAAGGAGAAGGGCCUGGCCAUUCUGAAGCCGAAACUGGCCCUCUCCAGGUCCCAGCUGGGGUCCCAGAUGAGCCAGAGGCCCUGCAGCCCGGCCCAGACGACACUGGGGCCCCUGUGGACUCAGAAACCAAAGCUGGACUGGCUCCAGAAACCACAGAGACCCUAACUGGGGCCCCAGGAACAGCCCAGGCCAGAGACCUCAGCUCAAGUCCAGGAGGGGAAUCAAAUGCCAACCCCAGCCCCAAAGAAGCACGCCAAGAGCCGGCACCCAAACCAGAAGCAAAUAAAGAGGCCACUGCAGACCAGGGGUCUGAUCUGGGGUCUACAGCCCCACUUGAGCCAGCCUCAGAGUCUGCUCCUCAGCUGGACACCCAGUCAGACCCUCAGCCAGACUGCCAGCCAGAUUCCCAGCCCACCCCCAAGUCAGCUCUUCAGCCAGAGCCCCCUACCCAGGAGGACCCCACCCCUGAGGUCCUGACUGAGAGUGUGGGGGAAAAGCAAGAAAAUGGGGCAGUGGUUCCCCUGCAGGCUGGCGAUGGGGAAGAGGGCCCAGCCCCUCAGCCUCACUCGCCACCCUCAACAAAAACCCACCCAGCCAAUGGGGCUCCUCCCCGCGUGCUGCAGCAGCUGGUUGAGGAGGAUCGACUAGGAAGGGCUCACAGUGGGCAUCCAGGAUCUCCCAGAGGUAGCCUGAGCCGCCACCCCAGCUCCCAGCUGGCAGGGUCUGGGGUGGAGGGGGGUGAAGGCACCCAGAAACCUCGGGACUACAUCAUCCUCGCCAUCCUGUCCUGCUUCUGCCCCAUGUGGCCUGUCAACAUCGUGGCCUUCGCUUAUGCUGUCAUGGUGAGCCCCAUGGGACCCUGGCCCAGGCCUGCUGUGGCUCCCAGCUUCCUGCCAGCACCUGGACAGAACCCCGGGAGUAGCCUUGUCUUCCCCUCUCCUCUCUGCAUGGAUCUCACUUCCCAAUUAUGGGGAUUUUCCCGGCCUCUCCCUAGGACUUUACCGUCUGAGCCACCACUGCCCUACCCCGUCAGGUGGGAGGGAUGCCAAGACGUGUUUCACACCACCUUGCUGACCUGUGCCCUCCUCCCCCUGCCUCCCCAACCCUCUUUCCUCCUUUAACCACUGUCCACGGGGCCCGCCUGUCUCCUCUGGACAACUCUUUCACCUGAUCCCUGCUGGGCUGCCUUCUGACCUGGGCCAUGGUGCCCCACCCCUCACCCUAACCCCAGUCCCGGAACAGCCUGCAGCAGGGGGACGUGGAUGGGGCCCAGCGUCUGGGCCGCGUGGCAAAGCUCUUAAGCAUCGUGGCGCUGG
This is a messenger RNA of Panthera uncia (snow leopard), 1615 nucleotides long. RefSeq names its product proline rich transmembrane protein 2 (gene PRRT2). NCBI's taxonomy places the organism in Eukaryota, Metazoa, Chordata, Mammalia, Carnivora, Felidae. Gene Ontology annotation, cellular component: membrane. The record is from RefSeq and is a predicted model, not a curated record. The transcript is spliced from 2 exons. The coding region runs from base 239 to 1420 and encodes 393 amino acids.